Messenger RNA from Choloepus didactylus (southern two-toed sloth), 5084 nucleotides. RefSeq names its product holocarboxylase synthetase (gene HLCS). Lineage: Eukaryota; Metazoa; Chordata; Mammalia; Pilosa; Megalonychidae. The record is from RefSeq and is a predicted model, not a curated record. Gene Ontology annotation, molecular function: biotin--[biotin carboxyl-carrier protein] ligase activity. Gene Ontology annotation, biological process: protein modification process. Bases 75 to 2699 code for a protein of 874 amino acids. The transcript has 11 exons. Gene Ontology annotation, cellular component: cytoplasm.
GGGCCGCGGCGCCCGGGGCGGGCCGGGGCGAGUGGUGCGAGCGUCCGCGCCGCGGUGCCGCCGGCCUGCCGGCCAUGCUCAUCACGCUGUGCUACCUGUACCUGUGGGCGCGCUGGGGGCGGCGGCCGGUGGCGCUGGUGCGCACCACGGUGCGGCGGCUGCGCGCCUCGCGCUGCUCCUUCACCUUCUGCGGCGCGGCUGCGCGGCCGAGGGGCGCCCGCGUGUGCCUGAGCCGCGGCGGCCGCGUCUUCUGCGUCGGCGAGAGCCAGUCCAUUGAUGACUUGAACAAAUGGGUCCUUUUUCUUGUUUCUCCUUUUAUACUUGAAGCAGAGCACAUUGCAUUUGUGACAGAGAGCAUUUGGGUACAGAGUGAGAAUUUGCAGAGACCAUCUGCCUCUUCAGAAACUAUUGUGAAGUGGUCAGACUGCUGUUCCCCAUUGGCCUGUAGACCAGGGGAUCCCUACCAAUUAAUAGCGGAGGCCAGUGUGGACGACUUCAGCCGGCUGGGGGUGGCGUUCAUGGAAGACAGGCUCCAGAUGGACAGCGGACUGGUACCCCAAAAGAUCGUUUCUGUGUACUUCCAGGACACCCCUCUGAAGGAUCUUAAGGAUCAGGCUGCAGACAAGCCGGCCCAGAUCCUACAGCCCAGCCUGGAGUCUUCUGUUGAGAUUAAGCCUGAGCAGGACGUUAUGGAGCCCAUUGGCAAAGCUGACCCAGAGGUCCUCGAAGAGCCCAAAGAAGAGAAAGGCACCGUCUCCGGGAGAGAGCCCGCCGGGGAGGGCAACGGGGGCACGGGCUCCAUCGAGCACUGCCACCUACACCUGUCCAGUUGCCAUGAGUGUCUGGAACUUGAGAGUCGCACCAUUGAGUCGGUCAAGUUUGCAUCCGCAGAGAACAUUCCAGAUCUUCCCUACGAUUACAACAACAGUUUGGAGGGUGUUGCCAAUGAGGACUGCCCUGAGAAAGAAGGAAGGAGAAUCACCAUCUCCAGAAAGGCCCCCAACAUCCUCCUCUUUGUGGGCUCCGAUUCCAAGGAAGCCCUCGGCAGGUUCCGGCAGGUCCGGGAUGUUCUGUGCGACUGUGUGGAUCCCGAUUGCUACACCAUCUAUCACCUGCUGGAGGAGAGUGUGCUCAGGGACCCGUGGCCAGACACCUGUGUGCUGCUGGUCCUCGCCACCCGGGAAUCUCUUUCCGACAAGCUGCACCAGCAGUUCACGGCCUACCUCUGUCAGGGUGGCAAGGUGCUGGGCCUGUCUUCAUCCUUCACAUUUGGGGGCUUCCGGGUGGCAAGCAAGGGAGCUCUGCAGAAGACAGUCCAGAACUUGGUUUUCUCGAAGGCUGACCGGAGCGAGGUGAAGCUCAGUGUUCUGAGCAGUGGCUGCGUGUAUGAGGGGGGCCCCGGGGAGCGGCUUGGAGCGGGCAGCCUCCAGGGCCACCUGGAGAACGAGGCCAGGGACAGGACGAUUGUGCAAGUGCCUUUCGGAACGCGUGGCGGAGAAGCUGUGCUUUGCCAGGUGCAUUUAGAACUGCCUCCCAGCUCCUCGAUGGUACAAACACAAGAAGAUUUUGAUUUGCUUAAAUCAAGCAACUGUAGAAGAUACGAAGUCCUCAGAGAGAUCCUGACCACCCUCGGCCUAAGUUGUGAGAUGAAACCGGCUCCCACCUUAACGCCUCUUCACCUGCUGCCUGCCGCGGAGGAAAUCCGGGAUCCUCUCACACAGUGGCUUGAGAAGCAUAAGGAUUCCAGAGGAGUAAUAAAAUCCAGCAAGCUCUCCCUCAAAUUUGUUCCAUCCUAUACACCUGAAAUAGAAAUAACCCCAUCAUCUAUACCUGUUGUUACUGACACGGAGGCUUUCUCAUCCGAACAUUUUAACUUAGACAUCUAUCGACAAAAUUUGCAGACAAAGCAACUUGGAAAAAUAAUUCUGUUUGCCGAAGUGACGCCCUCGACGAUGAGCCUCCUGGAUGGGUUGAUGUUUGCGAUGCCGCAGGAAAUGGGUUUAAUCGCCAUCGCAGCACAGCAAACACAAGGCAAAGGGCGUGGAAGCAAUGCCUGGCUGAGUCCCAUGGGUUGCUCUCUCUCCACUCUACUCGUCUCCAUCCCGCUGAAAUCCCAGCUGGGACAGCGAAUCCCUUUUGUCCAGCAUCUGAUGUCCCUGGCGGUCGUGGAGGCAGUGAGAUCCAUUCCCAAGUAUCAGGAUGUCAAUUUACGGGUGAAGUGGCCCAACGAUAUUUAUUACGGCGACCUCAUGAAGCUCGGUGGAGUGCUGGUUAACUCAACACUUCUGGGAGAAACAUUUUAUAUACUUAUAGGCUGGGGAUUGAACGUGGCUAAUAGUAACCCCACCAUCUGCAUCAAUGAUGUCAUCACACAAUACAAUGUGCAAAAUGAGGCAGCACUGAAGCCCUUGAGAGCCGAUUAUCUCAUCGCCAGAACGGUGACCAUCCUUGAGAAGCUGAUCGACACGUUUCAGGAUGAAGGGCCCAAUGGCGUUCUUCCCCUUUAUUAUAAAUAUUGGGUACACAGUGGCCAGCAGGUCCGGCUGGGAAACGCCGAGGGACCGACGGCGUCGAUCGUGGGCCUGGAUGACUCCGGCUUCCUCCAGGUGUGUCAGGAAGGCGGCGAGGUCGUGACUGUGCAUCCGGACGGUAACUCCUUCGACAUGCUCAGAAACCUCAUCGUCCCCAAGCAGCGGUAGUCCCGGGCGCGGGGUGUCGCCUGACCAAGUGGGAACCACCCCAAGCAAGCAUUCCACUUUGAUUUUUGCCGCUUGCCCCAGCCCGGGGACCUUGAACGCUACUUUAGAGUUGUGGGUGAAUUUUUUUUUUUCCUCUCUCCAGUUAAUUUGUUAAUUCUUUAAUCCCCCCCCCCCCCUUUUUGGGGGUGGUUUUGCUGUUGAUGUUUUAUUGGGUUUCUGAAGAUGUUGUAGGGCGGAGGACUGGCAGGUGGGAGUUUGGUUUAGUUAGGGUGUGAAAUCGUUCUGCCACCUCGGGCUUCGAUUUGUGUGUUUUGGCCAGAAAAAAAGUCGUAUUUGGAAACAGCAAUGGGAAUAUUCAACUGUUUUCUCGGUAAUGGACACCUUUACCCCCUGCACCAUUAAAAAGCAAAUCCAAAAACAUUCUCAAGCCCAGGCCAGUGGUGAGUUGGAGGUAGGGUAACCCUGUUUAUGAGCAUCCCAGCAGGCACUUUCCAAUAGAACAUAUGUUGGCACUCCGGGGUUGCUUUUAUUUUUUAUUUUUGUUAAUAAGGAAAGAACAGGUAGACUUUUAAGAGUUACUCUGUGCCCCUCUACUUCAAGGUUUGUUUUUCCGAUAACAAUGCCGAAGCGGCUACAGAGUUGUAUCUAGCUGAUACAGAUGCAGUGACAUUGUAGAGGAAAUCUGCUGAUUAGUUUGACAUUAAUUCAUGAUCUUCCUUUCAUAUGUCUAAAUUGACUGCAUAUUCUGAAGAGAUGGGAUCAAGUUCAAGGUCCUCAGAGUGCCGAUUAGCCAUCGCUUGGAUGUGAGCCUUGUGGGGUUCGCCCUGAACAGCUGGAGCUGCAGGCUCCCUCUUACCAUACAUGGAGGAUUGGGGUUUUUAAGCCUGUUUCAGGCUAGCUUUGAAAUGCAGAGCAUUCCUGCAAAACCCCAUGCAGAAACACAGUACAGAAUAUAGACACACAUGGCAUUUUAUAUGCAAGUCAUUAUUUUUCACCCCCUUUUUCCUAUAUUGCUAGGAAAGAAAAUGAUGAUACUGAACACUGAACAGUUAAAUGAGUCUGUGUGUGUGUGUGUGUGUGUGUGUGUGUGUGUGUGUGUGUGUAGCUUUAAAAGAAGAUGUUAAAAAUCUGAUGCGUUAAAGUCCCCUGGAAGAACAAAAGAAAGGAAGUCUUUUGAUAUACAUUUGCUAGUUCCAGAUGCAGUCCAUGCUUUUUUCCAUGUAACAUCUAUCUCUCUGUUGACCUUAUGAAUCAUACAUAACUGCUUUUCAGCUGUAAAAGGCCAAUUUUUGUCGACUUUUCUCUCUUCCUGCCAGUCCCAACUGAAAUUAGUGGAAAGAAAACUUGAUAGGGCUCUUAGCUGUGAACAAAAUCUCCUCAUUGUAAACUAGCAUCCUCUUUAACCAAGCUUUACCAAGCUAGGUUCAUUCCAGAAAUUUGUGGUUUUAAGUAGAAAAUCUGUCUACCUUUAGCCAGGCACAUGCCCCAUAGGAAGAGAAAAAGUAGCCUGUUUUGUUCAGCUCAACACCACAAUGUGUUUUGGAACUAUAACUUUAAAAGUAUCGUAAUUUUUGCAAAGAAGGCUUCAAUUAGAAUUAUUUUUCUCAAAAACAAAAAACAAAACCACCCUCGUCUUAAGUUCCCUAAGUCUUCUUUUGGCAUUAGUGACAAGUUGAAAUAAAAAUCGGCACCAUACUAGUACAAAAUGGACUCACCCUUGCAAGGGAGUCUGCAAAAUAUCAUCAAGGAGAAAACCCUACAGGCUAAUGUUGCAAGUUUCCUUUCUCAGACUUUGUAAUGUAAGUCAAGUCGUCCCUCCGCGCUGCCAUCAUUCCUUUUUGAAUUUCUUUGGGGGGUUAUUUAAUGAAAAACAGUCUAUGUUUUGUUUUAAGCUGAAGUCCUAUUCUGCAAAUUUCUGCUUUGGAAAAAAAAAAUUGUUAUCAUUUAAUUUCCUUUCUGCAAAUUAAAACUAAUGAAGUGUGGACAUGUCAAAGCAGAUGGCAAUGUCCUAGGCAUUCCCUUUGGCUCUGUGCUUUUUAACAGGCUGGUUUUCCUUGUGCAAGACACCCUAUUGUCUUGAGGGAGACGAAGUAGACUUGAAGCAGAUGCUUUUUCCAUAAAUCUCAUUUUGCCUUAGAUGAACCAAAGACCAUUUUAAACUUCUGCUUCAUAGAGAACAGCUGAACAAAGGCAUUCUAUCUAAAGCAGUUGGUGUUAGGGAAAACUGUCUACUUGACCUGUUUAUGCACCCAGUGAUCUCAAGAAGCUUUAAAGUUCUUACACAAACUUUGCAUUUUCCUCAAUCUUUAAAACACAGCAAAAAAAAAAAACAAAAAACAAAAAAAAAAAACCUCAGGAUCGGUGUGUGCUUUUAGAACACUAAUU